Messenger RNA from Pipistrellus nathusii (Nathusius's pipistrelle), 837 nucleotides. The record is from the annotation of a GenBank genome assembly. NCBI's taxonomy places the organism in Eukaryota, Metazoa, Chordata, Mammalia, Chiroptera, Vespertilionidae.
AUGCGGGGGGCUCCCCGCCUCCAGGCGCUGCUCCUGCUGCUUCGAGGCGUGGCUGGGACGCUGGAGUCUGCAGCCUGCGGGCAGCCCCGCGUGUCCAGCCGGAUUGUAGGGGGCCGGGACGCGCGGGCCGGAGAGUGGCCGUGGCAGGCGAGCGUCCAGCGCCGCGGGGCGCACGUGUGCGGGGGCGCGCUGGUCGCCCCGCAGUGGGUGCUGACGGCGGCGCACUGCCUCCGGAGGCAGGCGCCCGUGUCCGAGUACCGCGUGCUCCUCGGGGCGCUGCGCCUGGGCUGGGCCUCGCCCCGCGCGCUCUCGGUGCCGGUGCGGAGGGCGCUGCUGCACCCCGACUUCUCCGAGGACGGGGCCCGCGGGGACCUGGCGCUGCUCCAGCUGCGCCGCCCCGCGCCCCUGAGCGCCCGCGUCCAGCCGGUGUGCCUGCCCGAGCCCGGGGCCCGCCCGCCCCCCGGGGCUCCGUGCUGGGUCACCGGCUGGGGCAGCCUCCGCCCGGGAGUGUCACUCCCGGCGUGGCGGCCUCUCCAGGGAGUCAGGGUGCCCUUGGUGGACGCGGGCACCUGUGACCGCCUCUACCACGUGGGCACCAGCGUGCCCCGGGCCCAGCAAAUAGUGCUGCCAGGGAACCUGUGCGCCGGCUACCCCCAGGGCCGCAAGGAUGCCUGCCAGGGUGACUCUGGGGGACCCCUGACCUGCUUGGAGUCUGGGCGCUGGGUCCUGGUGGGCGUGGUGAGCUGGGGCAAGGGCUGUGCUCUGCCCUACCGGCCGGGCGUCUAUACCAAUGUCGCCACGUACAGCAGCUGGAUCCAGGCUCGCCUUGGCCACUGA